Molecule: messenger RNA, 10716 nt
Organism: Bacillus rossius redtenbacheri
Lineage: Eukaryota; Metazoa; Arthropoda; Insecta; Phasmatodea; Bacillidae
Gene: rut
Product: Ca(2+)/calmodulin-responsive adenylate cyclase
Exons: 23
Coding region: 408-6269 (1953 amino acids)
Biological process (GO): cAMP biosynthetic process; intracellular signal transduction; adenylate cyclase-activating G protein-coupled receptor signaling pathway
Cellular component (GO): plasma membrane
Molecular function (GO): adenylate cyclase activity
Source: RefSeq, a predicted model, not a curated record
AGUGACAUUUCAUGAUCGCCUCUGUUGGUACCAGUAUUCCUCAGUGGGGGUUUGUGGGCGGAACGGAACGAAUGGACGGGUAGCUAAUGGAUACUUUAGAUUAUUUUGGUGUAUUUGUUUUACAAUUUGAAUUUGGGCAGUUCAGUUUCGGUGCUUGAAUUAUUCAAAUAGAGAGAUGUUAUUAAUGAACAAUUAUGUACCUUCCACCGUAACUUGGAAGAUAUGUGAUGAUGUAGUGCUUUUGUAAAGUGUAUUGAUUUCGUUAGUUAUUUUUAAAUGUAUCAAAGCUGACAGCGCACAGACACAAGACUGUUUAUGUAGUUUGAAAAGAAGGUAAUAUUAAAUCAGGAACGCUCUGUGGGGAAUGGAAUCGAUUGCAGCUAUGAGUUAAUAUCGGGCGCGCGGCCAUGGACCACAGCGUGAAAGCCAUGGGCUCGCACCGCAAGCUCGCGCUGUCGCGCCUGCUCAACUGCCACCGCUUCGAGAACGACGAGCUGGAGUCGCUGUACCAGCGCUACGUGUUCAAGCUGCAGCACUCGUCUGUGGUGAGCGCCGUGGCGCUGUUCGUCGCGCUGACGGGCGUGCUCGCCAACCUCAGCCUGGCGCACGCGCAGGCGCCCACCGCGCAGAACGUCUACCACACCUUGCACUGCCUGCUGUUCGCGCUGCUGCUCGCCUUCCUCAACACGCGCCUCAUGCACGACGCCUACCUGCUGUGGGUGUGCUACGCGGUGCUCUUCUUCUGCGCCACCUUCUGCGCGCUCGCGCUGCCCCUGGGCGCGCCGCCCUCCGAGGGCCCCGGCGGCGGCGGGCUCUACUUCGAGUCGCGGCGCGUCGCCGCCGAGGGCGUGUGGGAGGUGGCCUUCGUCGUGUUCCUCGCCUACGCGCUCAUGCCGCUCCGCACGUGGGUCGCCGUGCUGUUCGGGCUGUGCGUGCCGCUCAUGCACGUGGCCGUCGGCGUCGUCUUCGCCAGGGAGUUCCCGCACCUCGGCUGGCAGCAGCUGGCGGCCAACGUCAUAGUGUUUGUCUGCAUCAACAUGGUGGGCACUUUCAUCCACAACCUGAUGGAGCACGCUCAGAGGAAGGCGUUCCUCGACACACGCAACUGCAUCGCCGCACGUCUCGAGAUGGAGGACGAGAACGAGAAGCUGGAACGGUUGCUGCUCUCUGUGCUGCCACAGCACGUUGCAAUGGAGAUGAAAGCUGACAUAAUCUCACCGGUGGAAGGCCAGUUCCACAAGAUAUACAUUCAGAGGCACGAGAACGUCAGCAUCCUGUUCGCGGACAUUGUGGGGUUCACGGUGCUGGCCUCCCAGUGCACGGCCCAGGAGUUGGUGCGGUUGCUGAACGAGCUGUUUGGCCGCUUCGACCAGCUUGCGAGCGACAACCACUGCCUGCGCAUCAAGAUCCUGGGCGACUGCUACUACUGUGUGUCGGGGCUUCCCGAGCCGAGGUCGGACCACGCCCACUGCACCGUCGAGAUGGGGCUGGACAUGAUCGACGCGAUAGCGCUGGUGGUUGAGGCAACGGACGUUCAGCUCAACAUGCGGGUGGGCAUCCACUCGGGACGGGUGCUGUGCGGGGUUCUGGGACUGCGCAAGUGGCAGUACGAUGUCUGGUCCAACGACGUCACGCUCGCCAACAACAUGGAGGCCGGGGGGGAGCCGGGGCGCGUGCACAUAACGCAGGCGACCCUGGACUACCUGGGCGGGGAGUACGAGGUGGAGGCGGGUCACGGAGGCACCAGGAACCAGUACCUCCGGGACAACAGCAUCUCCACCUACUUCAUCGUGCCGCCGGCGCACAGGAGGAAGGUGCGCACGGCGCUUGGGGCCGCCCAGCGCCGGAAGCUGUCCUUCAAGAACGUGACGAGCGUCGUGGUGCAACUGCUGCACUCCAUCAAGUACUCCAUGGAGGUGCCCUUCUCGAACAUGGCGCUGCCCGCGGGGGACCCCAAGGCCCAUGCCGCCCGCAAGGUGCUAGAUCUGCAGCGGGCCCUGCAUGCGGAACCCGUCCCUGGGGCCGGGCCGCCCGUUAACCUCAGAGACUUUGCCUCCAAGAAUAAGGUGACUGAGAAGUUCAAGCGACCGUUCAAGAAGCGCCACUCGAGCGUGUACCACCAGCCGUCGAACAGAGUCAACAAGUACCUGGCCCAGGCCAUCGAUGCCCGCAGCGUGGAUCGCGAGAAGUCGACGCACGUCAAUCCUCUCACCUUGUGCUUCAAGGACCGUGCCAAGGAGAACCAGUACCACGACGACGCGGACCUGGGCUUCGGCAGCUCGCUGGCGUGCUCGCUGGCGCUGCUGGUGCUGCUGGGGGCGCUGCAAGUAGCCGUGUUGCCUCGCACGGUCAUCCUGCUGCUGCUGUUCCUCACGGCCUUCGUGUGGGUGUCGGUGGUGCUGAUGCUGCUGCUGGCCGUUCGGCUGCGCUGGAUCCUGUGGGACGUCUCGCAGAGCUUCGUGCUGCGCCUGGCCAUCACCGCCUUCACCAUCGUGCUCGUGUACGCCGUGGCCCAGGUCAACGUGUUCACCUGCCGGGCGGAGACGUGCGUGCCCCACGCCACCAGCAACGUGACCUUGGAGGGGGACCACCGGGCCUGCCCGCUGCCCCAGUACUUGGUGCUGUCCUGCUGCCUGGGGUUCCUGGCGGUGGCGGUGUAUCUGCGGCUGCCCAUCGCCAUCAAGGGCGUCCUGCUGGUCGUCAUGGCGACCAUCUACAUCCUGCUCAUCCUGCUGUCGCACGUGGGGCUGUUCCUGUGCUACGACCAGCGCGUCAGCUCUGUCGUUCCACAGCAUGCAUUGGGAGUUGUUCACAUUCUCAUGUUUUUGUUUGCAAUUGUGAUUCAUGGGAGGCAGGUGGAGUGGACAGCUCGUCUUGAUUUCUUGUGGCAGAUACAGGCUAACGAAGAAAGGAGGGAAAUGGACGCUCUCCAGACGAGCAACAAGCGUAUCUUGUUCAACCUCCUGCCAGCGCACGUGGCCACCCACUUCCUCGACAACCAGUUCCGUAGCAACAUGGACUUGUACCACCAGAGCUACUCCCGCGUGGGAGUCAUGUUUGCUUCCAUCACGAACUACCACGAGUUCUACACGGAGCUGGACGGCAACAACCAGGGCGUUGAGUGCCUGAGGCUGCUCAACGAGAUCAUCGCGGACUUCGACGAGCUGCUGGGCGAGGAGAGGUUCAAGGCCAUAGACAAGAUCAAGACGGUGGGCUCGACGUACAUGGCGGCGGUGGGUCUGAUCCCUGAGCUGCGGAUCCUGGACGAUGACGACGGCACAGCGGGACUGCACCUCAGCACGUUGGUGGAGUUCGUGUUUGCCAUGCGGGACAAGUUGCUCAACAUCAACGAGAAUUCUUACAACAACUUUAUGCUCAGAGUUGGUCUGAACAUUGGUCCGGUGGUUGCGGGGGUUAUAGGGGCGAGAAAGCCCCAGUACGACAUCUGGGGGAACACUGUCAAUGUGGCCAGUCGUAUGGACUCCACUGGGUUGCCGAACCACACCCAGGUGACGGAGGAAGUGUACCAAGUGCUGCAGCACUAUCCCUACGAGUUCCAGUGCCGCGGCAAGGUCAAGGUCAAGGGCAAGGGGGACAUGACGACUUACUUCUUGACGGACCGCAAGCAGCCAGCGACUGUGCGUGUCGACGACCUGCAGAACGCGCGCUCAUCUGCCGCAGGAUCGCAGAUCGGCAACAUGUACGGUGGGGUGGCCACUCCUCUGGCAUUCCUCCACCAGCUACAGCAGUCCGGCUCUUCGGACGCUCGCUCCAGCCGGCCGCCCCGAGACACAGGGGGUACGGGAGGAUGUCCCCGCAGCGCCCCGCGACUCCCCCCCGUCAGGGAGACGACCGGUCACGGGGAGUGUGAGCCCUUGCUGCCCGGGGGAGGCAACGUGCCCCGCCUGCUCCCCAACAGCAAGAAACUGCUGCACCGCCACAACCCCAGCGAUGCGGACAAUCUGCCCCCGCCGCCGCUGCCCCCCCACAACUACACCAGCUUCCAGCCGGUGCAUUGUCCCAAGUUGCCGGUGAUGUGCAAGUACGUCCCCCCGUGGCCCCGGCCCACCAACCACAACAACAACAGCAGUGCCCCAGCUCCGCACCGCAGCUGCAACCACGCCUUCACCGCAAACGUAGAAACCAAGCCGUACCUGAAGCCGCUGCCCAAGUUGCCUGCCAAGGAAGCUUCUGGUCACGGCAGGCACAGCAGAGCUCAGAGAAGCGCUCCCGCCCUGCCUCCGCAUCGAUCUGCUCCGUUGCAGCGACACUACUCUGACGAGAGUUUGCAAGGUGCGACAGCCCCUUACUUCCCUUGCUCCACACCUCAUCGUGUUCAUUCCUCUGCUGAUGAGAUCAGCUCUCUCAACCACUCGCCGAGUGUCAGUUCAUCCGACGAGAGCUACAGCAGGACUACUGACGCGGAUGCCUCUCCUUCCCCCUCUCCCCCACCUCGCGAACCCCCCUCCGCUCGCCAGUGGCUCUUCAAGUCCGACAUUCAGGUGAACCCCUCGUCGUCUCUGGAGAACUCGCCGUCUGCGUCUCUCGAGUGCAUGCUGACGGCGGGUGACGGGAACCACAACAACAACGUGCUGUCCGGGCAGGAACGCGAAGCACCGGCCCACCACAGCCUCUCCUCGUCGCGUUCCUUCUCCCCAUCCAGUCACCGGAACAACUCUGUGUCGAGCAAUUCUCGCCGGAGGGACUGGAGCCUCUCUCCCGCUCGUCACCGCGGAGAGAAGUCAUCUUUGAACUCUCGCAAGAGCGGGAAGUCUAGCGUGGCCACCAACACGGACAGUCUUCCUCCCGCAACUCUGCUGACGUUGGCUGCUACCGCCAACACGAUAGACUCGGUGUGCUGCAGUCCGCCGACCGCACCGGCCGACGGACAAGGUUCUUAUAAAGGAGACAGCUGCGGCAGCUUCGAGUACAUAGGCCAGCAGCGGCCUUGUGGCGGGGGCAAGCGCUCACCCGUCAGAAUUCAGAGGCAGCGCUCCGCUACUUCCAGUAGCAGUAGAACCGAUAUCGCCGUGUCGCCGGACGACAAUGCUCUUUCCAAGGUCGGGAACGGUUCGGAGAACAGACAGGAGGGCACCGGAAAAUCACACGUAAGUUCGGGAACGAGGAACAAUUCUAGUCAAACGGAGCGUAAACACCACCACAGGCAUCACAGCUCGACCGAAUCCACUUCGCCGUGCAGGGAUGCCACGGGCGUCAACUCGGCAGGACCCGUGGUGGACGCGGCGGCGAAGCACCACCACGCGUCCACGUCGUCUGCGGGCGCCUACAAGAUCCCCAACUUCGAGCGUGAGAUCCAGAAGCUGCUGGAGGACCAGAACCUGCUGAAGAACAUCCCGCCGAAGUGCGACACGAACCACCGGAAGGACAUAAUAUCACUGGAGGAGCUGCGCAACGUGAACCAGGUGAUGCUGGGCAAGUACGUGGUGUGCAGGACGAGCCACGGGCUCAACAACAACUCGGCCCCGCAGCAGGUGGGGCUGGCGGCGAUCCAGGAGCUGGCCCGCAAGCAGCACGACGAGCUCAACAACCUCCUGGUGGCCGGCGAGCCCCGGGCGGAGAAGGUGCAGAACAGGAGCUUCCCCGCCGCCGACACCGGCUCCAGAAGCCUGCCGGAGGAGAGCUCGCUGCGUGUGGUGGAGACCUGCAAGUCAGUGAAUCUGAGCGAGCCGGAGACGAGGGCGCUACCUCAGCUGGACAGGAAGGAGCCGGUAGCGAAGGCAGGCCCCCAGAACACAUGCGGGGAAACGAGCCAGUCAGAGUGGAGCGAGGAGGACGAUGAAGGAGCGGCCUCUGAGCCACUUCUGGCCGACCGAGAGUCCACUGGCUACACCACAGACGACCCGGCGCUCGAGAAUAUAUCCAUGAUCAAUGAGACGGGCCUCACCGACGCAGAAGGGGCACUGAGCGACAUCAACUCUGUGUUCAACGACGCGGGCCAUGAGGGGGACAUGGAUGACAACACGAGCGUGUCAUCGCGGGCGUCCUCCCGCAUUUUCGACUCCGACGCCGUGAUGAGCCUGGACUCGCUGAGCGCCCUGUACGACUCCGAGUACGACAACUGCUGCCGCACGGACGACGACCUCAACCUGCCGGAGGGCCCCGUGCCGGGCCUCGACCGCAUCGACUACUUCGCCGCCAUCGCUGCCGAUACGGAUGCCAACCUCGCCAACAUCCGCUCCAUGUCCGAGAGCAUCACCCGCAACUUUGGGCAGCCGCGCAGCGAGACGGACCCCGACAGCGACAUGUAGAGCGGGGUGUACAAGCAACUGAAUUACUCAACUAGGCCCAGUCUCUCUCGUCAACAACUGGGUCACUGCAGGCAGCGAGUGUUAACGAGACGCGGAUGGAUCGUCGACAAAAUGAUCCGUUCCAGAAAACCCACCUGUUCAAGGCAGCGUCCAUCGUGUUCCUCCGCUCAUGGAAAAAACUGUGGGGUUCGGCCUCGCCGAGAAUGUAAUACGGAUGGCCUUGGUGGUAGGCCCUUGUAGAGUGUGUGAGGCUGACACUAUUUUUAUUUCCCGAUGUGCCGCAGGAAAGAAGCUGCAACGUGCGGUGAAACUUAAGUACCAACACGGUCACGUUGCUUCACCUUUACAUGCUUACUUCCGAUGAGACAGCCUAAUGAACUGCAGUUUUAUUUACGUUUGCGUGAUUGUGGCACGGAAACGGUUAAUAUAAACACACUUCCAGUUCUUACUGAAUGAUCAUAAAUGACUAGGAACUAAAGCGAAGUGUAGAACUCGGUACGUUUGCACACCGCUUUUGUUAGCAGCUCUGUUAGUACGUUUGUGACUAUUGUCAGCAGUAUCAAUGGUUCAGUGUUUAAAUCAUGAGAAAUGUUAUGUAACAUUGCAGUAAAGGACUUCAGCAGAUUGGAUUUUAUUAACUGAAUAAACUAUAGAAUUAACCAUUUAUAAUUGUUUACAUUAAUUUUUCGGCAUGGUGAGAUGCAUACACGUCACACAUUUGAUUGUCGCAGAUAAUUACCUAGUAUGUAGCUCUGAAUGGUUUGACUGUAAAUUGGGCAGCUAUUGCUAGAACCACUUGUAUCUUUUGUAUGUUAACAUGACUUAGAAGUUUAGGACAUGAAUACGAGAGUGUUGUGGAAAAAUUUUAAUUUACCAACCCACAAAUAUUUUAUGGCUGUGUAGAAUGUUUUCUUAUGUCAUCAGUUGUUACAUUAUCUUAACAGAUAUUUGUGUUUUAGAAUACUUAACUACAGUUAACUGGUUCUUUAAGUAAAUGUUUCGAAAUGUGAUUAAAAAACUCACGAUGCAAUGAAAAACUUUUGGUGAAAUACAGUACAAGAGCAUUUUCUUCAAUGAAAGUAGUGAGGGCUCUUUAUCAUUUUAAUGAUGCAUUUUAAAUCAUUGUUCAAUGUAUGUCAGUUUCAUUCUGACAAUAACGAAAUUAUAAACGAAUCUACACUACUAAACAGAAGUGUACUUAAUCUUCUGGUUUGCAUUAUAAUGCUGGAUCAUAUCAUAAAUAAUUUACGCUCUAGUACCUUACAUCAAACACAUGACUUUUUUUUUACACCAGUAAUUUUUUUAUUCCCAUAUGAGCCAUGGGGGAGGUGGGUGUAUGUAAAAUUUAUAUUGUGUGUGUGUUUUUAUUGCCAAAUUCUUUUUUAUGUGGGGCUUUUUUGUAACAUGUUUUGGUUUGCUUGUCACAGUUUUCAUCAAUGGUCAUAACAUAACAUUUUUUUUUUUCAUAGCAAUUUAGUACAGUUUUGAUGGCUCUGGUCAAAUGGUUACUGUCACAGUUAAUUGUUAUCAGCUCAGAAUGUUGCAUUAGUCAUCUUUUAUGCAGUGCUUGAGCUCAGCUUGUUUAACGAAUAUCAAUUACAAAUAUGUAUACAUUUAAGAACAUAUGCCCUCAUUUCACAAAUUAAGUCAUUCUUCAUCGAACUUGAAAAAAAAAAUUUUCUGAACAGACCAUAUAAUGUGUUGCAUUAUUCCUUGAAGUUCAAAAUUAAUUUAGUUCCAUCGUUCUAUCUCUCUUUGAUGUUGAUAUGAUUCAAGUAUCUCCCAUUGCUGACUGCCAUAGUAAUGAUUAAUUUUGAAAAAUAAUCAAGUUAGAUAAGAAAGAAAGGAAAAAAAUAAGAUGUAUGACUAGUCCUGUGGAGGUAAAGUGUGAUGCGUGUCAUUCACUCGUUUUGAGCUUUACUCUUUUCACAGCUGUUAUAUAGUUUGAUAACCUCAAAUUACUCACUUACGUUAAAGAACUAAAAAAAAAUUUUAAUUUUAUUGUGCAACCUACCUCCCCUCCCCCCUUUCUCCUCCUUGAAAACCCAAGCAACGUUAUCGUGGAACUAUCGAAAAACUGUUUUCUUGCCCACAGCAGUGACGUGCAUUGCCAUGGCAAUAGAAUGAGAUUAGCAUUAGGAAGCUAAUGCAUGGUGCAGUCUAUGUUUAGUCUCUAAAGUUGUAAUGCGUCUUUUAUGUGUUGAUCCUGGAGCAAGAGAUUAACAAGAGUUUUUUAUUUAGUGUCCAUAUUUAAUGUGUGCAAGUUGUACAUUAGGGUACAUUUCAAUGUGAUUUUACAAUUUCCAUAUUGUGUUGCUGACUUAAGGUAAGGAACUUGCAUUUUUUUAAAUGUCUUCUAGUGAUAUUUUCAAAUCCAAAUCUUUAAUUUGAAUCCCAAAGAGUAUCUCAAAUAUAUCCCUUUAAUAUGAAUCUAGGUCUCAAAGGUCAAAAAUCAAAUAAUGUACAAGAAAUUAAAAAUAUUAACUGUGGUGUAAAAACAUUAAACCCUUUAAAUGUUUGUUCCACAAACUGAGUUUCCAGAAUCAAUGCAUAUUUUAAUCUUAUUUAUAUAAUUACGUGUUAAAAGUACGUACACUAUUUUGGGGAAUUUCAGAGGUUGUUAAAUGUUGAAUUUUUUGUAUUUUCUUUAUUUUCUCUUAAUAUUUUUCUUUGAAUCUCUUUUCUUGAAUAUUUAAUUUCAUUUUUAACGCUAAAAAUUUGAUUGUAUUUGAGAAUUUCAGGAUUUGAUUGGCCUCACCCUAGUCUUCUCUGAUGUUUCCAGAUGGAAUUGUUUUAUUAAAUUUACUCUUUUGAGUAUUAACAUUUUUCCAUGUCUGUUGAGGUGCCCAUUAGUUGUACAUCUUCAGGAGGGAAAUGCAAGUAGGGAACAAAAAGGAAUGGUGUUUUUUUUCUUAUAUGCUUAGUUGUUUUUUUACUGUUUUUGUGUCAUGUUGUUACGUCAAAGUCUUUCUCUGAAAUGUUUGUUACUUGUUUGCCUCAAGUGUCAUUUGUUUUUUUUUUUCCCCCUCAAUAUAUGUUGGAAUUGCCUUUCUACUCAAGUGUAUGGUUACAUGUUAUGACUCUUUUGUAUUCAACGCUGUAUGUUGUCCUUUGAAACGGAGAGUGUACAAUGCAUGUCAACAGCGGUAAUGUAAUUUGUUCACGUGCACACACAUGUCGUCGGGUUGUUGUGAAGGAUGGUUGUUGUAAACAGAACUGUGUCGUGGCGAGCUCUCUCUCGGUGAGUAGAAGCCAGUGGCUGUGUAUUCUAGUCCUCACUUUGCCACUGCGGUUUGGGGGGGCCUGCUUAUCUUGCAGCCGAGUAACUCUUGUCUUAGUACUUAAGGGAUUUUAUACCACGUUCAUCAUUUUUAAUAUGAAGUUUAUCUGUAUGUGUACGUGCAGUGGACAGCACAUGUUAGCAUUGCAAUAAUAUUUAUUGUUCUACGACGGCGGCAUGCAUCCGGAAAUUUUGCAGUUGAAUUUUGUACGGCUAUGCUGAUCUUACUUAAAUCACUUAUCCUUGUAAAUGUGUGAUUGCAAGAAGUCAGAUACAUGAAAUAUGUUUCAGCGCUAAGAAAAAAAAGUGCAUAAAAUGUGCCUUUCCUUGUUUUAAACAGAGUUAACAGUUUAUUCAAACCUCGUGUGUUUAUCUCACUUUUUUAAUCCAUAUUCGAGUUAAUAAAUGCAUGUUGCUGUACAUACUAUUUAAAGUUACAAGACAAGAGAAAGUACUAUUUCCAAAUUUAGUCAUUGAGUAAGUAUGUAAAAUAUGUUAGUGAGAAGUACUGUGAACUGUUAGAAAUGUGUGUAGUACUUACAACUCUUGUAAUAUGUUAACACCACCGGUUAAUAACCUUAAUUAUUGGGAGUUAUGUUGCACCAACUAUCCUAAUGUGUGUAGUUACUUUACAAAGAAAAUGUUUGUUGAUUGGAAAUUAUUAUUUCCAUUUUGGGUGACCUGAUGUGUGCACGGCACCACGAGUGGUGUCGUGUGCGUGUUCGUUGGACUGCCAGCGGUAGUUGUGUCUGGAGCUUGCCAGUAGCAUUGCCGCUGCAGCCAGCUGGCCAGUCGUAGUUGUGGAGCCCACUGCGAGUGUUGAACAUCACGCGAGUCUUCAGCACCGAAGACGUAACGCCCGAUCUGCCAGAACGUAACCCUACAAGACUGCUUGCCGAAGUCCUGGUGAGACCUCUUUACUUGUAUUACACUUUGUGUGGCUUCGUAAAAGCCGGUUGCUGUUUAUCUAGUACUGUUGAACUAAUAUAUUUGUAUUAGAGUCUAUUAGAAAAUAUUUGGAUGUAAAAUUUUGACUGUAAAGAGUUAUUUAUUUAUUUAUUUAUUCAUUUGUGUAUUCUAUUUGUUGUGUUUUAUUUACAAUUUACCUCAACAUGAACAAUGCAGUAACUUUUCACUCAAAAUAAGCAAUAUACACAUUUUAAUCAA